Molecule: messenger RNA, 3860 nt
Organism: Chelonia mydas (Green sea turtle)
Lineage: Eukaryota; Metazoa; Chordata; Testudines; Cheloniidae
Gene: KATNB1
Product: katanin regulatory subunit B1
Exons: 22
Coding region: 831-2699 (622 amino acids)
Biological process (GO): microtubule severing; microtubule depolymerization
Cellular component (GO): katanin complex
Molecular function (GO): microtubule binding
Source: RefSeq, a predicted model, not a curated record
CACCCCGAGGAGGGAGCCGCGCCGCACCCCCGUGCGCCCUGGGUCGCGUGGCUGCGGGGCGUCUUAUGAACCUGCUCGCCUAUGAGUCUCGCCAGAGCGGGGUGGGCAGGGGGUAGAUACUCGUGUGUGGAUGCGGCUCUGCCGCACGGAUCGUAUGUUAGCAAUGACCUGGAAAAGCUGCCACCUUCAUUCAGUUUCUGUACGGAGCCUGAGUGACAACUCAAGGGUUUAAAACUCACUGGCUUAACAGCAGUGGCUUCCGCAUAAAGGCAAACGGCUCAGUGAUAUGGAUCAAGACUAAGUCAGAACUCAAGAUCUGGCCUAUUGAUUGGAGGAAACUGGCCACUGUUCUGGAUACAAUAGAAUAAGAAUUUUGAAAGGAAUUGCAUUUGCCUAAAUGUGUCUGAACAGAUCAAACAGCAGAAACUGAGUCCUGGGGGGUUGAGCCCCACACAAUUCAGCAAAGUGAAUCUUUGUUGGGAGGAAAGGAGGCACUUUUUCAGUGGCCAUCAGAAAAGAACUGAAUAAGGAAAUGGCAACUUCUGUUGCCACCAAGACAGCUUGGAAGCUGCGUCUGUAACAACCUGCUAAUUCUCUAAUAUAAUAUAAGAACAGCUGGUGAACAGGUUGGAACGCUUAUAAAGCCAAGCCUGCCUUGGAGUGUUCCACUUGUUUAAUGUCAAUAUUCUUUUUGGAUUGCUCUCUGUUGCUGCCUCUACCAUCGCUAUAGAAGAGAUCACAGCUCACAGCAGCAAUGUGUCCUCGCUGGUUCUGGGCAAAAGUUCAGGUCGGCUGCUGGCAACUGGCGGAGAGGACUGUCGGGUCAAUAUAUGAGUUUGACAGGCCAUACAACACCAGUGGAGAGUGUGAGGAUCAAUACAAAUGAAGAACUCAUUGUUGCAGGAUCCCAAUCAGGAUCCAUUCGAGUAUGGGAUCUGGAAGCUGCCAAAAUUCUUCGUACAUUAAUGGGUCACAAGGCAAAUAUCUGCAGCCUCGAUUUCCAUCCUUUUGGAAGCUUUGUGGCUUCGGGGUCCCUGGAUACUAACAUCAAGCUCUGGGAUGUAAGAAGAAAAGGCUGUGUCUUCCGGUACAAGGGUCACACACAAGCAGUUAGGUGUCUCCGAUUUAGUCCUGAUGGGAAGUGGUUAGCGUCCGCUGCAGAUGAUCACACUGUAAAGCUGUGGGAUCUGGCGGCUGGGAAGAUAAUGUUCGAGUUUACAGGACAUACAGGCCCAGUAAACGUUGUUGAAUUUCAUCCCAAUGAAUACCUCUUGGCCUCCGGCAGCGCUGACAGGACAGUCAGAUUCUGGGACUUGGAGAAGUUUCAAGUGGUGAGCUGCAUUGAAGAAGAGGCCACUCCUGUCAGGUGUGUUCUUUUCAACCCAGAUGGCUGCUGCUUGUAUAGUGGCUACCAGGAUUCACUACGUGUGUAUGGCUGGGAGCCUGAGCGCUGCUUUGAUGUGGUCUUGGUGACCUGGGGAAAAGUGGCUGACUUAUCUAUCUGCAACAACCAGCUGAUAGGGGUUUCCGUCUCGCAGAGUACAGUCUCCUCGUUCGUUGUGGACCUCAGCAGAGUCACAAAGUCUGGUUCUGGUCUUCAUGGACCGAUCAAAGAUGAUAGGCCUCUGGCUCAGCCCACCCCCACAGGGUCCUCCCUUCGACGCAUCUAUGACAGGCCAUCAACUACCUGUAGCAAGCCCCAAAGAGUGAAGCACAACUCAGAGAGCGAGAGGCGCAGUCCCAGCAGUGAAGAUGACCGGGAUGAAAAGGAAUCAAAGGCUGAGAUCCAGAAUCCAGAGGAUUACAAGGAGAUCUUCCAGCCCAAGAAUUCCAUCACUCGAACUCCACCACCAAAGAGUGAGCCCUUCCCAGCCCCUCCCGAGGAUGAGCCUAUCAUCAUAAAGGAAGCAGCAAAGCCCAGCCAAGUCGUGGACAUUCAGACCCCACUGCCAAACCAAGAAAACCCUGGCCUGAUUCAGAGGCCACCAAUAGCGUCCUCAACCCCUGUGACCAGAGCAGAGCCAUCAGUGAUUCCUGCAGCCAGGAAUGCGCCCAUUGGGCUGAAGGCCUCUGACUUUCUGCCAGCUGUGAAAAACCAAAGCCAAUGCGAGAUAGUGGACGAGGAAGCCAUGUCCCAGAUCCGUAAGGGCCAUGAGACUAUGUGUGUGGUGCUCACCAGCCGCCACAAGAACCUGGACACUGUGCGAGCGAUGUGGAGCACUGGUGACAUAAAGACAUCUGUGGACUCUGCUGUGGCUAUCAAUGAUCUCUCGGUCAUAGUGGACCUACUGAACAUUGUCAACCAGAAGGCGUCUCUCUGGAAACUGGAUCUGUGUACUAUAAUUCUGCCUCAGAUAGAGAAGCUCCUUCAAAGCAAAUAUGAAAGGAGGGUCUUUUAUGCAGGCUGGGGAGGUUUGUUUGAGGACACCAACCUCAGGACACUAAGUUGUUAUGUACAGACUGGCUGCACCUCCUUAAAGCUGAUUCUCCAGAGAUUCCUGCCACUGAUCACCGACAUUCUUGCUGCACCACCGUCUGUUGGGGUGGACAUCACAAGAGAAGAGAGGCUCCAUAAGUGCAAACUGUGUUACAAGCAGCUGAAGAAUAUCAGCAAUAUCAUAAAGAACAAGUCUGGACUGAGUGGCCGCCAUGGCAGUGCCUUCCGUGAGCUUCACCUCCUCAUGGCUGUCUUUGAGUGACAGCUGCCUCCGCCUCCACACACGCAAACACACAGGUUCAAUUAGUUCCAUCUGUCUCACGCCGUGUCCAUCCUUGUUCCCCAGAGCACAGCAGGGAACCGAAGUCCCCGCUGGCUACCUGCCCCACCUCUGGUGCCUUAGGAGCUGGAUUGAAAACCUGAUUUGGAGGUGUCUGUCCUGCAUGUGGGAGGGGCCUGGCUGGAUGAAGACUGCAGCAGAGCUAACUCCUUUCUCUGGUUCUUAUGUGGAGCUAACUUAAGUUCAGCUCUCCAUAGAACUUUUACCCAGCUCUUUCUCUGCUAGACCUCCUCCCUGGGGUGGGGCUCAGAAUCAGCCAUCACUCCGCCGUCUCCCACUCCCAUACUCAUCGUCAGCCCGCUUGUUACCUGACUACUCCAGCCACGGAGAGGCUGUGGAUCAGACCAGCUGGAACACUUGAGUCUGGAACUGGAGGCCUGCUCUGUUUUUCCCUUCACAGUCAGAUGAGCGAUGGAAUCCCUUUUCCAGGAGCUUCCCUCUGCUUGGGUAUUGCCAGAGCAGCACUGCGGAAGAGCUGGCUCUGGGCAGAGUGCCCCUUUCCUAGAGCGUGGACAUGGCUAGUGCUUUUCUACUGGCAUCUGGGACUAGCCCCUUCCUUGGUGAACUUUUUCAGAGGAUUUGAGUCAGGAUAUCGCACAGCACUAGUCCUGCUGGUGUCACACCUGAAGUCUCAAGGCCCUGUUUCCAGUGGAGGCUGUCUUGCGGUCUGCCUGAUAGCGGGGGUGCUUAAGAUCCCUGUUAGUGGCUCUUGGCUGUGUAGCUUUAGUUAUGUUAAAAUCUAACUAGGAGUAGGUGGGGAUGGGGCCUACAUGAUCUGUUUGUAAAUGGAACUUAGCCAGGACUUGCCCUAUGUGUUUGCCUUUGGGGAGGGUUUUGAGCUGGGAGUGUGUGGGCGGGUGAGAGGCAGAUGGACACAGACCAACCUCUUGCUACACCCAUUGGACUCUUAGAGAUUUUUCAAUAAAUGACUGUCAGAACCUUUGUCCAUUCUUGCUUCUUUCCUGUAGGGAAGGAGGCUCCUGUGCUGAGGGCUCCCUCCCCACCAUUAAUACGCUGGAGCCUGCUGUUCAGGAAACUAACUUAUAAUGAAUUUUAUUAAAAAUUUGUAACUUAUUUGGAAAA